Messenger RNA from Coregonus sp. 'balchen', 14774 nucleotides. Lineage: Eukaryota; Metazoa; Chordata; Actinopteri; Salmoniformes; Salmonidae. The record is from the annotation of a GenBank genome assembly.
CUCACCAGUCACUGAGCACUAGCACAUGGGAAGGAGUGGCAGCCUGCCUCUCUCCUCUCCUCAAAUCUGGCCAAGGUGACACAGCUGAUUUUACCUCCAGCAGCCACGUUGCCUCCUCAGCCGUCCUGCUAUGGUUUGUCUUGUUUUAUUGAUUGGGGGGAGGGUAGGGAAGGGAAGGGGGUUGAGGGAUUAGCUCGGGAGAGGAUGUUCCUAGGUGGGGUCCACAGUAGCCUAAGGUUAUGAGUUGCUCAGGAAAGGUUUGGGGAGGUUUUUGUGGGAUAAGUUAUAGCUCAGACACACCGGUAGAAUUGUCAAACAUUUGCCUGCCAACACUACUUAGCACCUCUGAACAGAGGAGUGUCGGCAGUCGAUCUCUUUUGUGUUUACACAGCCAAGAUUUUGAAGUUGUCAGCCACUCAGCCUUGUUCAAAUAUUCCAAACUAGAAGGUGGCAGUAGCUUUGUUUGGCAAUGCAAGUCUGUGUGUUGCUUAUGUUCUAGAUUAUAAUGUUAGCUAUGGCUGGGAAUUGCCAGGGAUCUCAAGAUACGAUAUUAUUACGAUACUUAGGUGCCGAUACUAUAUGUAUUGCGAUUCGAUGUUCCAAACAUAUUGCUCACCAAAUGUCUGCUGCAGAGGGACAAGAGACAGCCAUGAGAAAAUGUGUUUUGAUCAUAAGUAAUUGAAAUAAGUGCUGAAAACAAAUUGGCUCCCUAUUUAAAAAGAAGAUGGAGAACAAGCUUUGAAGGACAAAUACUGGACUUUUGGUGCAGGUACAGCCAACUAGCGCAAAAAUAAUAUUGCGAUAUUGUUGAUCCGAUAUAUCGUCAAAAAUAAUAUCCCGAUAUUUAACUGUAUCGAUUUUUUCCCCCCCAUCACUAAUGUUAGCUAGCUGUGCUAAUGUUGCUAUUUUGUAGAAAGACCUUAUUGAUACUAGCCAGAUGGCCACAGCUAGAUGACUAUCUAUCAAGAUGACAAAUAAACGAUUUAAUUCACUGCCCAUAAUCCCAUAUUGCCAGCCGAUAGCGAAAUACUUAGCUAGCUAGCGUUAGCAUAUUCGCUAGCUAGCACAACAUAGCUAGCUAGCUAUGGACACUGCACUAACUUGGCAGCUAACAUAGGCAGCCGUUUAAUGGAAACUAACUAAUUCUGAUUUAACAAUGUCAAUACUAGCUACAGUGAUUAGCUAACUUGGGAGAAGUAUUUAGUGUUGUGUGCAUUGCGUCUGUGCACUUAGCUAGCUACCAUCCCAUAGCCUACAUUGCAUAUGAAGUGUGAAUGUCUCAUGACAUUUAACUGUAGAUGUACGGAGAAAAUGCCCUCUUCUUUUCCUUUUUGUUGUCACUUCUGUGGCUCCCCCUCGUGGGGGUUCAUGCUGUCUGAUUGGCUCAAAGGCAAGUUGUUGGCCAAUGACGAGCAUUGCGAUUCUGAAAUCUUAUCAGAAACAUGUUGGGUCGUUUUCACAGCUUUGAUGUCAUCUGGACAUUUUGCACAUCAAAUCUUUCCCGUUUAAUUUUUUAUUUAUUUUUAUUGUAUUUUCUCCCCAGUCCCUAAACUUCGUUGCUUUGCGAAAGAUGACAGAGACCUUUACCGAUGUCAACUAUCUAUUACAUUAUUCUGUUGAGGAAGGGGUUAUUUAGUCUUCUAGGGCAACAUAUAAUGACAGAAGAGAAGCUACAUGUAUCUAUUUGACUAACAAAUAGCCGACCAAAAUGUCGGAAAUUAUAAGCAGAAACAUAUCUAAAUCAGGCAACAACAAAAAAAUCCUGCACUUCCUGUCAACAUUUUUUUCUACAGUCUUUGACUGUAGCCUAUGGCACAUUUUCUAUAUUUGCGGGUUAGGGUUAGAUUUUCACUAUCACAUAUAGUCGGGCGGUUGCAGAUGGGUUAUUAGUAAAUGCGGGCGGGUGAGGGUGAACAAACAGCUGACCCGCGCACCACUAAUAAGUACCUAUCGGCAGUGAGGUUCUCAGUGUGUUUCAUGCUUUAGGCAUGUUAGUGAAUGAAGCACAUUGUGGUCUUUUCUUGUAGGUAUUGGUUGGUGUGUGCAUGAAGUUCAGUUUAGGCAUGGUAGUCAAUAUAGGGAUUUCUAUUUCAGACAGAGGCUAGUAUGUUUCUGUGGCCAUUUCCAUUUUAGACAUAAGCUAGUCACGUCAUGGUGAUGUUAUCUGGAUUUCUGUUGGUGGCAUGGUCAGUAGGCUUGGGCGGUAUACCCUAUAUACCGUAUAAAGGGGUAAUUUGAAAUACCGCUGAAAUGAUUUUCAAUACCAUAAAAAAGUAAUCACACCCCUUGACUUUUUCCAAAUGUUGUUGUUUUACAUUACAUUUUAGUCAUUUAGCAGACGCUCUUAUCCCGAGCGACUUACAGUUAGUGAAUACAUAUAUAUAUAUAUUUUUUAUAUAUACUGGCCCCCUUGUUGUGUUACAAAGUGGGAAUAAAAUAGAUUUCUUUGUCAUUUUUUGUCAACGAUCUACAUAAAAUACUAUAUAAAAGUGGAAGAGAAUUUUUAUUUUUAUUAAAAUAAAAUAAAACACUAAUAUCUUGAUUAGAUAAGUAUUCAACUCUGAAUCAAUACAUGUUAGAAUCCCCUUGGCAGCGAUUAUAGCUGUGAGUCUUUCUGGGUAAGUCUUUGCACACCUGGAUUGCCCAUUAUUCUUAAAAAAAUUAUUCACGCUCUGUCAAGUUGGUUGUUGAUCAUUGCUAGACAAACAAACUCUGUAACUGUUUUAAAAUCCCCAUUGGCCUCAUGGUGAAAUCCCUGAGCAGUUUACUUCCUCUCAGUCAACUGAGUUAGGAAGGGCGCCUGUAUCUUUGUAGUGACUGGGUGUAUUGAUACACCAUCCAAAGUGUAAUUAAUAACUUCACCAUGCUCAAAGGGAUAUUUCCCCCCAAAAUCAUCUACCAAUAGGUACCCUUCUUUGCGAACCAUUGGAAAACCUCCCUGGUCUUGAAUCUGUGCUUGAAAUUCACUGCUCAAUUGAGGGACCUUACAGAUAAUUGUAUGUGUGGGGUACAGAGAUGGGGUAGUCGUUUAAGCUUCUUGGUUACAGCAGAGACCAUCAAUCCCCUCCUGGAUCGCGAUCCCUGUUGUCUAAAUUUGUUUUGUGGGUCAAAUCAUAAAAAAAAAAAAAUGUAUUUUCCUACAGAUAAAAUUACAUUUGGAAAUAAAUAACGCCCCUUGUGUCUGUAAUACCAUAUACCUCGGUAUGGUACAGGGGCGGUAUGAAGGUAUGUCAAUCUGGAUAUCGCCCAACCCUUGUAUUUGUAUGAAAAGGGUGGUAUGCACACAUCCAUAAAAUGUAGGAUAAUGUAGGGCAUUUUCAUGUAAAAAGCCCCAUGAGCACUAGCAUGUGAAGUUCAUAGGAGCACAUCAAAUUUGGUUUCAAAUGAAAGCUGAGUCUAUAUUUUUGAUAAAUUAAGGCAUAUAUAAACUGUUCAAUCAUUUUCCAUAGGAAUAAGCUAAGCCUUUGGUUUCUGGUCAAAGAGAUGGUAAAGGGGUCUUAGAAAACAUCUAGCAGAAAAAGUCUUAAAAGGUAUUAGAAAUUCAUUAAACACAAUAAUGUUGAAGUAAAUACCCCUAUUUAGUUUUGCAGAAAUUAAAAUAAAAUCCAAUUUUAUUGGUCACAUACACAUAUUUAGCAGAUGUUAUUGCGGGUGUAGCGAAAUGCUUGUGUUCCUAGCUCCAACAGUGUAGUAGUAUCUAACAAUUCACAACAAUACACACAUCUAAAAGUAAAAUAAUGGAAUUAAGAAAUAUAUACAGUGCCUUCGGAAAGUAUUCAGAUGCCUUGACUUUUUCCACAUUUUGUUAUGUUACAGCCUUAUUCUAAAAUUGAUUAAAUUGUUUUUUUCCCCCCUCAUCAAUCUACACACAAUACCCCAUAAUGACAAAGCAAAACAUAGGUUUUUAGAAAUUUCUGCAAAUUAAUUACAAAUAAAAACCCCCGGAAAUAUCUAUUUCUAUAAGUAUUCAGACCCUGUACUUUGUUGAAGCACCUUUAGCAGCGAUUACAGCCUCGAGUCUUCCUGGGUAUGACGCUACAAGCUUGGCACACCUGUAUUUGGGGAGUUUUUCCCAUUCAAGCUCUGUCAGGUUGGAUGGAGAGUGUUGCUGCACAGCUAUUUUCAGGUCUCUCCAGAGAUGUUCGAUCGGGUUCAAGUCCGGGCUCUGGCUGGGCCACUCUAGGACAUUCAGAGACUUGUCCCGAAGCCACUCCUGCUUUGUCUUGGCAGUGUGCUUAGGGUCGUUGUCCUGUUGGAAGGUGAACCUUCACCCCAGUCUGAGGUCCUGAGCAGGUUUUCAUCAAGGUUCUCUCUGUACUUUGCUCCGUUCAUCUUUGCGUCGAUCCUGACUAGUCUCCCAGUCCCUGCCAAUGAAAAACAUCCCCACAGCAUGAUGCCGCCACCACCAUGCUUCACCGUAGGGAUGCUGCCAGGUUUCCUCCAGAUGUGAUGCUUGGCAUUCAGGCCAAAGAGUUCAAUAUUGGUUUCAUCAGUACACUCCUGAGUGGCGCAGUGGUCUAAGGCACUGCAUCGCAGUGCUAACUGUGCCACUAGAGAUCCUGGUUCGAAUCCAGGCUCUGUCGCAGCCGGCCGCGACCGGGAGACUCAUGGGCGGCGCACAAUUGGCCCAGCGUUGGCCCCCAGGUAGGAGAGGGAAUGGCCGGCAGGGAUGUAGCUCAGUUGAUAGAGCAUGGCGUUUGCAACGCCAGGGUUGUGGGUUCGAUUCCCACGGGGGGCCAGUAUAAAAAAAAUUAUUAAAAAAAAUAUGUAUUCACUAACUGUAAGUCGCUCUGGAUAAGAGCGUCUGCUAAAUGACUAAAAUGUAAAUGUAAUCAGACCAGAUAAUCUUGUUUCUCAUGAUCUGAGAGUUUUUUAGGUGCCUUGUGGCAACUCCAAGCGGGCUGUCAUGUGCCUUUUACUGAGGACUGGCUUCCGUCUGGUCACUCUACCAUAAAGGCCUGAUUGGUGGAGUGCUGCAGAGAUGGUUGUCCUUCUGGAAGUUUCUCCCAUCUCCAGAGAGGAACUCUAAAGAUCUGUCAGAGUGACCAUCGGGUUCUUGGUCACCUCCCUGAUCAAAGCCCUUCUCCCCCGAUUGCUCAGUUUGGCAGGGCGGCCAGCUCUAGGAAGAGCGUUGGUGGUUCCAAACUUCUUCCAUUUAAAAAUGAUGGAGGCCACUGUUUUCUUGGGGACCUUCAAUGCUGCAGAAAUCUGUGCCUCGACACAAUCCUGUCUCGGCGCUCUACGGACAAUUCCUUCAACCUCAUGGCUUGGUUUUUGCUCUGACAUGCACUGUCAACUGUGGGACCUUAUAUAGACAGGUGUGUGCCUUUCCAAAUCAUGUCCAAUCAAUUGAAUUUACCACAGGUGGACUCCAAUCAAGUUGUAGAAACAUCUCAAGGAUGAUCAAUGGAAACAUUUGCUAAAAUGUCUAAAAACCUGUUUUCUCUUUGUCAUUAUGGGGUAUUGUGUGUCGAUUGCUGAGGAAAAUGUUUUAUUUAGUCAAUUUUAGAAUAAGGCUGUAACGUAACAAAAUGUGAAUACUUUCCGAAGGCACUGUAAAUAUUAGGACGAGCAAAGGUCAGCCUCGAAACCUUAAUGACUUGGAGAAGAUCUGCAAAGAGGAGUGGGACAAAAUCCCUCCUGAGAUGUGUGCAAACCUGGUGGCCAACUACAAGAAACGUCUGACCUCUGUGAUUUCCAACAAGGGUUUUGCCACCAAGUACUAAGUCAUGUUUUGCAGAGGGUCAAAUACUUAUUUCCCUCAUUAAAAUGCAAAUCAAUUCAUAACAUUUUUGACAUGUGUUUUUGUGGAUUUUUUUGAGAUGAGUAAAGCAGUAUGUAAACAUUAUUAAAGUGACUAUUGUUCCAUUAUUAAAGUGGCCAGUGAUUCUAUGUAUAUAGGACAGCAGCCUCUAAGGUGCAGGUUUGAGUAACUGAGUGGUAGCCGGCUAGUGAUGGCUAUUUAACAGUCUGAUGGCCUUGAGAUAGAAGCUGUUUUUCAGUCUCUUGGUCCCAGCUUUGAUGCACCUGUACUGACCUUGCCUUCUGGAUGAUAGUGGGGUGAACAGGCCGUGGCUCGGGUGGUUGAUGUCCUUGAUGAUCUUUUUGGCCUUCCUGUGACAUCUGGUGCUGUAGGUGUCCUGGAGGGCAGGCAGUGUGCCCCCGGUGAUGCGUUGGGCAGACCUCAUCACCCUCUGGAGAGCCCUGCGGAUGCGGGCGGUGCAGUUGCCAUACCAGGCAGUGAUACAGCCUGACAGGAUGCUCUCAAUUCUGCAUCUGUAAAAGUUUGUGAGGGUCUUAGGGGCCAAGACACAUUUCUUUAGCCUCCUGAGGUUGAAGAGGCGCUGUUGCGCCUUCACCACACUGUCUGUGUGGGUGUACCAUUUCAGAUUGUCAGUGAUGUGUACGCUGAGGAACUUGAAGCUUUUCACCUAUAGAAAUGAGAAAAUAUCUUAAAGAUAUGAUAAUGAAAAGUUCACAUAAGUAACAUGUAAAUUAGUUAGUGUUUUUACUGAUAAUUUGGUAACAGAAUGACCAAAAAAUCAGGAACAGAAUGACUGAAUUGGCUACAAUGGGAAUUCAUAGUAAUCACAAACCACGUUUUGUUCCACUGUAUGUAUCAUAACAUAUAUAACUGUUUUCUUUCUCUUUCUGUCAUGUGUGGACAAUCCCCCCCUCUCUCCCUGUCUCUCUCUUAUCUUUCUCCAGUUAAUGUCACCUCUCCCGGCUCUUACUGACACCUACCCAUGAGCCCACCCCUUUUAAAAAUGUAACCAGCCAUCUCACCCACUGAGCACCGACUGACAAAGGAAAAGUUGUUGAAAUUUUGUCCGUCCAAAUCUGAACCAAUCAAAGACAUCUGUUUCACAAGUUUGGACAGCACAGUACUGUACUUUACUGUACUGAAAUGUAAUGUGCUGUACUGUGAUCUGUGAUACUGUGAGACAUAUUUUCAAUCUUAAUUUGGAGUAGAUAUGUAAAAGGUUUUGGAAAACAUGGUCACAUUAAAAACUGAGGGAGAUUUGACCGUCAUUCUGUUACCAAACUUUACAUCUGCACUGUUUUUUCGAGUAAAUGUGUUUUUGUAAAAUUAUCACUGGAAAUUGAUAAAAGUAGUCCUUGUGCAUACAGUUGUAUGGUUUAACUUUGCAAUCAAUGGUUUUUGUUUGGCAUACUUCUGAGUCUCAGUGUCAUUCUGUUACCGUGGAGUUGCCCAGAACAAUAUCAUUGUAUUUGUAUGAUUAAAUUCAGACUCUCACUAGUUAAUAGUUGAAUUACUGUUUGUCUUUGUAUUUUGGCUUUUGGCCAGAUGAGACUGAACGUUAUAGUACUUCCUGUAUGUAUGUUUGAGUUGGCAUGCCAUGCAUACUGGUACUUAAAGUAUGUAUGUGGUCUGUUUGUGCUUUUGCCUACUCCAUUGUCAUUGUCAAGCCAAACAUAGCAUGACAAUUCCAUAAGGAGUUGGAAAGAGAGCAGAAAGAGCAAAAAAAAGCCAGUAUAGUCUGCCCUCUAUUUCUAAUAGCAAGCUCUUUUUUGGCAUUCAUCAUGUUUAUUGUGGGUUAGAUUCCUGCACAGUUAAUGCAUGUGUUAACUGUGUAAGGCCGGAAUACAAGUGAUUGUUAAUCAGCCUCAAAUCGCAUAAUGUUCCCUGCGAAUGUGUAUUUGGUGGUUUGACUUCUCAGCAACAUUUUUCAUUGGAUAUUGAUGCAAAACCAUACCUAACAGUUGGUAGCACUUCUUCUCAAAAUGAACGACACGGUUUUGUAGUAUUCCACCUAACUGUCUUAAACUCACUAUAUCAUAAAUUAGAUUUUUGGUAAUGCGUAAACAAAUAAUAUUUUCGAAAUGCUAUGAAAAUUCUAAACUUUUAUUUAGAAUUAUCAAGGGAUUGCAUGUGUUAAAUAUCUGCCUUCCAGCCUAACCCAGCCUGUUUCCUCACUGUCCUGUAUGUCUGUCCCGCAGCAUAACCCAGCCUGUCUCACUGUCCAUGUCUCACACAGCCUAAGCCAGGGCUGUCCCCUUUGGCCUCGUCCCCUGGCUCUGGGGAGGCGUCCUGCCACGUCUCCAUGUCGUCGCCCCCAGCCUCCCAGUCCCAGUCGCGGGUGAAGUAUGUGUCCCUGGGUGUGCUGGUGCUGCAGACCACCUCGUUGGUGCUCACUAUGAGGUACUCGCGCACGCUGCAGGGCGAGGGGCCCCGCUACCUAGCCUCCUCAGCCGUGGUUUCGGCCGAGAUGCUCAAGAUCCUCACCUGCCUGCUGCUCGUCUUCUACGACCACAGUGAGUAUAGUGAUCGAUCUGGCUGUCCGUCUGGCUGUCCGUGUGCCCGGCUUUCUGUCUGUCUGUAACACAGUGAAUGGAUGAACAAUGACAACAAAGAAAAUAUUACUACAGUCUCUUUGUCUAUCUAUCUUGUUCUUAGGAUUCAGUGUGUGAGUGUUAAAUCUUUGUUUCUCUUUCUGUCAGGCUUCAGUGUUCGGGCGUUGAAUCGUGUGCUGAAUGAAGAGAUUCUUAAUAAGCCCAUGGAGACGUUGAAGCUGGCCAUCCCAUCAGGCAUCUACACACUCCAGAACAACCUGCUUUAUGUCGCCCUGUCCAACCUGGAUGCUGCUACCUACCAGGUGAGAGACGUGACGUGUGCGCUUGUAUGUGGCAACAUGUAUAAGGGGAACAAAAGUGGACCAAGAAUGGAGCCCUGAGGGACUCCACACUCCAUUUCAUGUCCAGUUUUUGACUGGCAGGAGUUUAAAUCGAUAUUGUCCCCAACCAGGUGACGUACCAGCUGAAGAUCCUGACCACAGCACUGUUUUCAGUGUCCAUGCUGGGGAAGAGACUGGGGUUCUACCAGUGGCUCUCCCUGCUCAUCCUCAUGACUGGUAUCGCUCUCGUACAGGUGACAAGACUAAACACACCCCACAAGUCAAUAACUUCUCAUUCAUACCAAAUCUAUGAAAGUUGGUUGGUUUUAGGUCUGUUUGGAUGUGUUUUUGUCUCUGAUUAGUCAUGGACUUUUGUGUAUCCACAUUAGGGAGGUAGAAGUCUAAAGUUCACAUUUUUUUCAGAAUCAUUUGCAUAAUUCAGUGGUAACAUGAUCUCCAUGAAAAGUUUAUAGAAUUUUGCAACCUUACUCCACAUGCACAUCCUUGUUUGUGGGUGUUACAUACUGAAUGUUGUUGAUGUACUGUGUGUUUGUCUCUGCAGUGGCCUACAGAGUCUAUGGGUGGGCCAUCUCAGAGGCCUCUGUCUGCAGGCUCCCAGUUAGUAGGUGUGAUAGCCGUACUGAUAGCCUGCUUCUCCAGUGGUUUCGCUGGAGUCUACUUUGAGAAGAUCCUCAAAGAAACCAAACAGAGUGUGUGGGUCCGCAACAUCCAGUUAGGUCAGCAUCACUGGAAUCUGUGUAUGUGUGUAUGUGUAUCCUUGAGUGUGUCUCUUUGUGUAUGCAUGUUUGUUUCAUUGAUAAAUUCUACAUAAACUGUACUUCACACUGUCUUUCUGGCUCUUGGUAUGUGUAAAUAUUUUUCCACUUUCUCUAUAAAGAACACACCAUUAUAUUUAAUGGUCUCCAUGUAAUCAAGUGAGUUUUAUAGCUCCUCAGAAAUGUAAAAAAUGAAAUAAUUUACUUCAUUUAAACCCAAUGUAUUCACACAACAGUAUAGCAACUUUAGGUUGGAGGCACCAUCCCAUAGCCCUUGUAAUUUAAAUCAUGUAGCUAUUAACAGUAGAUAUUGUCACUAAGUCUUAGGCAAUGUUCUGGUGCCAAAAUGCUGGUCUUAGCUCAUUAAACCAUAAACUAUACAAGCAUGUAAUUAUAAACCAUGGCAAACAAUGGAAUGCUUAACAAUUAUUUUAAAGAAUCCUCCCUCAAAACCUCACCCAUUUCUCUCUCUUUCUCUCUCUCUCUCUCUCUCUCUCUCUCUCUCUCUCUCAUUUUCUCUCUCUAUCACGUAUUGACACUCUCACACACACACACUCACACACGUACAUACACACACACAAUUACACAUGCACACACACAAUCACCAUAUACGUUGCUGCUACUAUUUAUCAUAUGUAUCCUGCUGCUCAGUCACUUCUCCCUCUGAUUACAUCUACAUACUGUAACUACCUCAAGUAUCACCAGUAUCCCUGCACAUUGAUAUUGGUACUGGUAUUGACCUUGUGUGUAUAUACACUGCUCAAAAAAAUAAAGGGAACACUUAAACAACACAAUGUAACUCCAAGUCAAUCACACUUCUGUGAAAUCAAACUGUCCACUUAGAAAGCAACACUGAUUGACAAUACAUUUCACAUGCUGUUGUGCAAAUGGAAUAGACAACAGGUGGAAAUUAUAGGCAAUUAGCAAGAUACCCCCAAUAAAGAAGUGGUUCUGCAGGUGGUGACCACAGACCACUUCUCAGUUCCUAUGCUUCCUGGCUGAUGUUUUGGUCACUUUUGAAUGCUUUCACUCUAGUGGUAGCAUGAGACGGAGUCUACAACCCACACAAGUGUAUGUCAGCGUAGUGUCCAGAGCAUGGAGGCGCUACCAGGAGACAGGCCAGUACAUCAGGAGACGUGGAGGAGGCCGUAGGAGGGCAACAACCCAGCAGCAGGACCGCUACCUCCGCCUUUGUGCAAGGAGGAGCAGGAGGAGCACUGCCAGAGCCCUGCAAAAUGACCUCCAGCAGGCCACAAAUGUGCAUGUGUCUGCUCAAACGGUCAGAAACAGACUCCAUGAGGGUGGUAUGAGGGCCCGACGUCCACAGGUGGGGGUUGUGCUUACAGCCCAACACCGUGCAGGACGUUUGGCAUUUGCCAGAGAACACCAAGAUUGGCAAAUUCGCCACUGGCGCCCUGUGUUCUUCACAGAUGAAAGUAGGUUCACACUGAGCACGUGACAGAUGUGACAGAGUCUGGAGACGCCGUGGAGAACGUUCUGCUGCCUGCAACAUCCUCCAGCAUGACCGGUUUGGCGGUGGGUCAGUCAUGGUGUGGGGUGGCAUUUCUUUGGGGGGCCGCACAGCCCUCCAUGUGCUCGCCAGAGGUAGCCUGACUGCCAUUAGGUACCGAGAUGAGAUCCUCAGACCCCUUGUGAGACCAUAUGCUGGUGCGGUUGGCCCUGGGUUCCUCCUAAUGCAAGACAAUGCAAGACUCCUAAUGCACCUCAUGUGGCUGGAGUGUGUCAGCAGUUCCUGCAAGAGGAAGGCAUUGAUGCUAUGGACUGGCCCGCCCGUUCCCCAGUCCUGAAUCCAAUUGAGCACAUCUGGGACAUCAUGUCUCGCUCCAUCCACCAACGCCACGUUGCACCACAGACUGUCCAGGAGUUGGUGGAUGCUUUAGUCCAGGUCUGGGAGGAGAUCCCUCAGGAGACCAUCCGCCACCUCAUCAGGAGCAUGCCCAGGCGUUGUAGGGAGGUCAUACAGGCACGUGGAGGCCACACACACUACUGAGCCUCAUUUUGACUUGUUUUAAGGACAUUACAUCAAAGUUGGAUCAGCCUGUAGUGUGGUUUUCCACUUUAAUUUUGAGGGUGACUCCAAAUCCAGACCUCCAUGGGGUUGAUAAAUUUGAUUUCCAUUGAUAAUUCUUGUGUGAUUUUGUUGUCAGCACAUUCAACUAUGUAAAGAAAAAAGUAUUUAAUAAGAUUAUUUCAUUCAUUCAGAUCUAGGAUGUGUUGUUUAACUGUUCCCUUAAUUUUUUUGAGCAGUGUAUAUAUAUAUUUUUUGUGUGUGUUUAUUUUACCUGACUUAGUAUUAUUGAUUCCAUGCUCUUUUAAAGACACUUUUCUAUAUCUUUUUUUUAAAUAUUGAAUACUGCAUUGUUGAGGAAGAGCUUGCAAGUUAGCAUUUCACUACACUGUUUACACCUGCUGUAUCCUGUGCAUGUAACAAAUAAACUUUGAUUUGAUCUCUUUCCCUCUCCUAGGUUUGUUUGGCCUGGUGUUUGGUCUAAUUGGAGUGUUUGUGUACGACGGAGAGAGAGUGAAGGAGUCCGGAAUGUUCCAAGGUUACAACUCAAUCACCUGGACCGUUGUAGCCCUGCAGGUAGUGUACAUAUGCUUAAGUUAUCGUUUCAAAAAGCGUAUACAUUUUAUUAUAACAUAGGCCAGGGGUCGGCAACCUUUUUUGUGUGGAGUGACAAUUUACAAUUUAUCCUACCAUUUCUAAUGAUCUGUGUGCCAGUUAUGAUUUUCAUAUGUGCAUUACAACUAAUUGUGUCUAUUGAAUAUCUAAUUGCCCGAAAAACAGGAAGAAUUCCAUCAAACUCGCUAAACAGAGGCGCUGUCCAUUAGCACCACGGACUUGACCUUGGAACAUAGAUUCUCCUGGUGAAUGAUACAGUGACAUUUAACCACGAGGUGGCCAAUCUUGUCUUCAUGCAGCUUUUGCGAAUCCUUUAUGUUUCCCCACCAUAGCGGGGGCACCGUCAGUUGUAGCAGUUUUUAAUAUCGACACCUCUCUCCUCAAAAUGAUCUGUGAAGGCUUUUGCUACAUCUUCCCCUUUAGUAGUACCAUGCGAGGGUUUUAGACAAAGCAGCUCCUCACGUACCUGCUCUGAGUCACAGUAUCUUGCAACAACUGCCAGAUGUGGAAUGUCAUUCACAUCCACACUCUCAUCAAGAGCCACACUAAACAUAGGUGCAUCUUGAAUCUUUUAUUUUUUACCCCUUUUUCGAUCUUGUCUCAUCGCUGCAACUCCCCAACGGGCUCAGGAGGCAAAGGUCGAGUCAUGUGUCCUCCGAAACAUGACCCACCAAACUGCACUUCUUAACACCCGCCCGCUUAACCCGGAAGCCAGCCGCACCAAUGUGUCGGAGGAAACACUGUUCAACUGACGACGAGGUCAGCCUGCAGGCGCCCGGCCCGCCACAAGGAGUUGCAAGAGAGCGAUGAGCCCCAGAUCGAGGGAGAUUAUCAGUGGUCUUGUAUGUCUUCCAUUUCCUAAUAAUUGCUCCCACAGUUGAUUUCUUCAAACCAAGCUGCUUACCUAUUGCAGAUUCAGUCUUCCCAGCCUGGUGCAGGUCUACAAUUUUGUUUCUGGUGUCCUUUGACAGCUCUUUGGUCUUGGCCAUAGUGGAGUUUGGAGUGUGACUGUUUGAGGUUGUGGACAGGUGUCUUUUAUACUGAUAACAAGUUCAAACAGGUGCCAUUAAUACAGGUAACGAGUGGAGGACAGAGGAGCCUCUUAAAGAGAAGUUACAGGUCUGUGAGAGCCAGAAAUCUUGCUUGUUUGUAGGUGACCAAAUACUUAUUUUCCACCAUAAUUUGCAAAUAAUAAUAAUUACAGGCCUCUCUCAUCUUCCAAAUGGACAAGCAUACUUCCAAAGUUGUGGCAAAAUGGCUUAAGGACAACAAAGUCAAGGUAUUGACUAUAGAAAAUGUGUGGGCAGAACUGAAAAAGUGUGUGCGAGCAAAGAGGCCUACAAACCUGACUCAGUUACACCAGCUCUGUCAGGAGGAAUGGACCAAAAUUCACCCAACUUAUUGUGGGAAGCUUGUGGAAGGCUACCCGAAACGUUUGACCCAAGUUAAACAAUUUAAAGGCAAUGCUACCAAAUACUAAUUGAGUGUAUGUAAACUUCUGACCUACUGGGAAUGUGAUGAAAGAAAUAAAAGCUGAAAUAAAUCAUUCUCCCUACUAUUAUUCUGACAUUUCACAUUCUAAAAAUAAAGUGGUGAUCCUAACUGAGCUAAAACAGGGAAUUUUUACUAGGAUGAAAUGUCAGGAAUUGUGAAAAACUGAGUUUAAAUGUAUUUGGCUAAGGUGUAUGUAAACUUCCCACUUCAACUGUAUUCUGACUAUUCACUUUAGGUGUGUGUGCACAGUUGUGUAUGAGAGAGAAAGAAAAUUAAAUAAGAGAGAGGCAAAGUAAGUGAAUGUUUGUUCAUGCUUGAACGCCUAUGUAAAUGUGUGCAUUUAUGUGUGACUGGUUGUGUGUAUUCUGUCUUCCAUCAAAUCCAUGUCCUCUGUGUGUUCUUUGUGUUUCCAGGCUCUGGGUGGGUUGGUCAUAGCAGCAGUCAUUAAGUAUGCAGACAACAUCCUGAAGGGCUUUGCCACGUCACUCUCCAUCAUCCUGUCAACACUCAUAUCCUACUUCUGGUUGAAGGACUUCGACUCAACCAGGUACACACACACACACUUUGAUAAAUAAUUUGGCCAGGUCGGUCUUGGACAAAAGGUUCACGUCUCCACAGAGAGAUAAGUAUAUAAAACGAUACAAAGCAUCAAGGGCGUUUUCACAUAUAAAUGACCUGUAUUAUCUAGAUCCUGGAGCAUUUGGUACCCUGAUCCGUGCUAUAAAGCAUAUGUGAAACACAAAAGAGAAGCCUGCCCCAAACCAAUCUUGGUCCCUUCCCUGCCCAUCCAAUAUCCAGGACCAGAGUACAAGCAGUUGUUCAAGUCAUCUGCACCAGGGAGCUGAAUUCAUAUGUGAAAACGCCCUGAUUAUACAUUUCUGCCUACAGCUCUAACAACGUCCUCUUUCUCUCUCUCCCAGUGUGUUCUUCCUGGGAGCAGUGCUGGUCAUUGCUGCCACCUUCCUUUACAGCUACGAGGGCAAGAGGCCUGCCAUCAACCGUAGCAAAGUAUAGAGGGAGAUCCAUCACCCACAGCCUUGGAACUCCAAAGAAGAGACACACAGGGCAAGAUGGAUGGAGGAAUAUGUUGCUGAGAAGUGGUGCUGAGCAAUUAACCAAAAUGUCGGUUAUUUUUCCAUUUUAAAACAACUAAUUGACUGACCUUAGAUCAAUUAUUUGAAUUCCAUUUCACUGCAGUUUCUCUAGAGAUAAAUCAGAUCAUGC